Naegleria fowleri is the source of this 1431-nucleotide messenger RNA. RefSeq lists its product as uncharacterized. The coding region runs from base 1 to 1431 and encodes 476 amino acids. The transcript has a single exon. Lineage: Eukaryota; Heterolobosea; Eutetramitea; Acrasida; Naegleriidae. The record is from RefSeq and is a predicted model, not a curated record.
AUGGUUUUGAAAAAUCUUAUUCCCUUCCUCAAAUCAUCAUCAUCAUCAUCAACAACAAACUCUUCCACCACUUCACCACAAUUACCAUCUCAACAACCCUAUCCUCCAUUCAUUUCAUCUCUUCCAAUCUCUCCUCGUGAUCAUCAAGAACAAAAUGAUCAUGUCGCAGCUGUUCAAGCAGUGAGUGGUGUUCCAAUGAGCAUCCAAACACCGAAUUUCGGUUCUUCACCUCAAGGUGCAUGGACUUUUGGGCAAGCAGUCAUGUCGAGUGCCUCUUCUUCUUCUUCUUCGAGAAGAACCAAACGGUCUUGUUCGGUGGCCACAGCGCCUGAACAUGCCCAUCGAAAUGUGAACAACAUUCAAAAUGGAAAUGGUUUUAGCAACCCCAAUGGAGUUCCAAGUUCCCUUCCCUCCAACAUCAAUGACAUGGUGUUUACACCAAAAGCGAGUUAUGUCGCCCGAAAAACCAAUGAAGAGAGAAAAAAGGAACUCUUGCAAGAUUUUGAGAUGCGUAAAGUCAUCGUUUACUCGAAUUGUAAACGUCUGAGAGCAUUAUUGGAUGUCUUGAUUGAGAGAGCUCGUCCUCAUCAAAUUCAAAAUGUGUCCUACGUGUUGGCUCAAAUUUCAAUUGUCAACUCAACAGGCUUAUCACCCACAACAGAGACAGAUUUGAAAAUUGUCAAACAAGAAUUGAAUUCGAUUAAUUUGGAAGUUUUUCGUUUGUCUCUCUUGUUGUCAGAGAGUUGUAAACGAGAAUACAUUACCGAAGAGGAAUUAUUGAAUGAUCCUCAAAUUGGAAAUCUUGGAUGUGAGUCUGUGAUUUUGAAAAUACUCUUAAGAGAAUUGUCAGAAAUGGAAAAAGAACUCGAACGCAUGCAUCGAAAAUGCAGAGCCAAUAAGAAGAAACCACAAGAAACACCUCCACCACAACCUCAAAAGAAAAGUGGAUUCUUUGGAAGACGAAGAAACAUGUCAGCAUUAGAAAGACCAACAAGUAUGGUCGUUGAAAAGUACAAUCAACGUAGAAAUUCUCUUGAUUUCUAUCGAAGUCCAACGUUGGAAGAACUUGGACAGGAAACAAUGAAUAAGGUGAAGGAAAGAGUUGCCGUUUGUCAAUUCAGAACGGUCACGAAAGAACUUCAUUUGGACAAUGGCAUUGAGUUGAUUUUGCAAAAACGAUUGGAAGAAAUGAAGACGAAAUUGGCCAAUACAAGUCCCUUCGAUAUUGACAUUUAUAAUCCAUUGCCAAGUAGGAGAGAAUUGUUGAGUGAGGAAUAUUGGAAGAAGUUCCUUGAAAAUCAUAUGGGAUUUAGUGAUGUGGAAUUUGCGAGACCACUGUCGAACUUUAUGGAUCGAAUUGCACAUGAAGGUGAUGUUGUGACAAUGACAAUGACAACAACAACAAGCAAAAAUUCAUCAUCUCGAGAGUAA